AUGACAGCCGACAAGGCAGAUAGCGGGGCCAGUGGCCCCAAGGCCAACCUGAUCAUGGUGUCGAACCGGCUGCCAGUGACGGUCAAGCAGCAGGCCGACGGCAACUACAGCUUCUCGAUGAGCUCGGGCGGGCUGGUGACCGGCAUCAUGGGCAUGGCCAAGCAGGUCAACUUUAUGUGGUACGGCUGGCCGGGGCUGGAGGUGCCGGAGAUGCAGCGAGCACGGAUGACGGAGACGCUGGCGCGUGACUUCUCGGCCGUGCCGGUGUUCCUGUCCAAGGACGAGAUGGACCGGCACUACAACGGCUUCUCCAACUCGAUCCUGUGGCCGCUGUUGCACUAUCACCCGUCGGACGUCACGUUUGACGAGCUCUCCUGGGUGGCGUACAACAAGGUCAACCGGGCCUUUGCCCAGACGAUGGCCGAAAAGGUGCAGGACGGCGACGUCGUCUGGGUGCACGACUACCACCACUUCAUCCUGCCGCAGAUGCUGCGCGAGGAGCUCGGCAGUGCGCGACGCAAUGUCAAGAUCGGCUUCUUCCUGCAUACGCCCUUCCCGUCGUCGGAGAUGUUCCGCAUCCUGCCGGUGCCAGUGCGCGAGGGCAUCCUGCGCAGCCUGCUGUCAUGUGACCUUGUCGGCUUCCACACGUACGACUACGCCCGGCACUUUCUCAGCAGCUGCUCGCGCAUCCUCGGCGUCAACACGCUGCCCAACGGCGCCGAGCUGGACGGCCGCUUCGUCACCGUUGGCGCCUUUCCCAUCGGCAUUGACGUCACCAAGUUCGACGAGGCUUUCCGCAACCAAAAGGUGCUCGACCGCAUCGGCCAGCUGGAGAAGAAGUUUGCUGGCGUCAAGGUCAUCGUCGGCGUCGACCGCCUCGAUUACAUCAAAGGCAUGCCGCAGAAGCUGCACUCGUUUGAGCUCUUCCUGACCGAGCAUCCCGAGUGGGUCGGCAAGAUCGUCCUCGUCCAGGUCGCCGUGCCGUCACGCCAGGAGGUUGACGAGUACCGUGAUCUCUGGAAGGAGACCAACGAGCUUGUCGGCCGCAUCAACGGAAAGUUUGGCACCGUUGAGUACAUGCCCAUCCACUGGCUCUACCACUCCGUCAGCUUUGAGGAGAUGACCGCCCUCUAUGCCGUCUCCGACGUCUGUCUCGUCACCUCCACCCGUGACGGCAUGAACCUCGUCUCGUACGAGUAUGUUGCCGCUCAGAACGCCCGCCACGGCGUCCUCAUUCUGUCCGAGUUCGCCGGCGCCGCCCAGAGCCUCAAUGGUGCCCUUAUCAUCAACCCCUGGAACACCGAGGACGUCGCCAAGGCUAUCCACACUGCCGUCACCAUGCCCGCUGAGCUGCGCGAUGGAAACUUCCAGAAGCUGCGUCGCUACGUCUACCAGUACACCAGCCAGUGGUGGGGAAAGAGCUUUGUGUCCGAGCUGCAGGGCACCAAGUCGCAGUAG
Molecule: messenger RNA, 1458 nt
Organism: Grosmannia clavigera kw1407
Lineage: Eukaryota; Fungi; Ascomycota; Sordariomycetes; Ophiostomatales; Ophiostomataceae
Product: trehalose-phosphate synthase 1
Exons: 1
Coding region: 1-1458 (485 amino acids)
Biological process (GO): cellular response to heat; trehalose biosynthetic process
Cellular component (GO): cytosol; alpha,alpha-trehalose-phosphate synthase complex (UDP-forming)
Molecular function (GO): alpha,alpha-trehalose-phosphate synthase (UDP-forming) activity
Source: RefSeq, a predicted model, not a curated record